Aspergillus pseudotamarii is the source of this 3423-nucleotide messenger RNA. RefSeq names its product Cullin repeat-like-containing domain protein. The record is from RefSeq and is a predicted model, not a curated record. Gene Ontology annotation, biological process: 'de novo' AMP biosynthetic process; exocytosis. Lineage: Eukaryota; Fungi; Ascomycota; Eurotiomycetes; Eurotiales; Aspergillaceae. Gene Ontology annotation, cellular component: exocyst; cytosol. The coding region runs from base 1 to 3423 and encodes 1140 amino acids. Gene Ontology annotation, molecular function: phosphatidylinositol-4,5-bisphosphate binding; N6-(1,2-dicarboxyethyl)AMP AMP-lyase (fumarate-forming) activity; (S)-2-(5-amino-1-(5-phospho-D-ribosyl)imidazole-4-carboxamido) succinate lyase (fumarate-forming) activity. The transcript is spliced from 14 exons.
AUGGCGACCCCAAGGAAUACUGCUUACGCAGAGGAGAGCGCGGAGGUGGAGGUGUUGUAUGCCAAUCUUGAGAAGCUUAAAGUUCUUACCAAGAAAAUCCAAGGUUCCCUUGUCCGCCUUGAAACUGGAGGGAACGUCGUGAAACAUGCUAUUGGGCCUAUCUACAGUAAUACCCAAUCGCUUCAAAUCACCAACAAUAACAUUGAUAAGGUCAAUGACGCCAUUGACCGCCUGCGCCAACCUCUCGACGCAAAGAGUCGGGAGGAGGGCAUCAUCCGCUCUGGGCCGCAAAAUGCUGAGUUGUCGCAAUAUCUCGCAGCAAUAAAACGUGUAGAAAAGGCCCUCGUUGACCUCAACUCCACGAACUUGAGAUCAAACCAGAAAGCUAUUUCUGACUUCAAUUCUUUAUUGAGUACCGGGACUGUUCGACUUCAAGACUUGUUACGAAGCAAGUUAAGCGACGACGUCAGUCCUAUCGAGCCUUUGCAUUAUCUAACGAAAGAACUACCGUUUCCUUCGAUUCCGGAAGAAACCGUUACAGAGCUAGGACCUAUAUGUGCCGCAAUCAAUUCCGCAGCAAUUCACGGCCCACAACAUGGCGACGGCGGAAAUCCCGCCCUUAAAAUAUAUGCUGCAGUUCGAGCACCGUAUAUCACUUCAAGCCUGCAAAAUCUUGCCAUUGCAUCGCUGAAUACUGUUAAAAGACGAGCUGAUGAUGGCCCUUACAGACAAGGCACUAAUGGAAUUGGCAUUUAUUCGAACGCCUUGGAGAACUUCAUAUACGCCGAGCACGAUAUCAUCUCAAGAAUCUUUACUGGGGAUCAGCGGGGUUUGGCUCUACAAGCAACAUGUCAGUCAGCUAUGGCUGAAUACUCGAAGACCCUGCGUGAGCUGAAUCAAUAUAUCAAAGCCAAUCUCAUGACGGACUGCUUCUUAGCUUUUGAAAUCAUUGAGAUUGUUACAGCGAUGUCUUAUCGUGUUGAUGCAAAGACAGGGGAGCUCAAGAGCAUGUUCAUUGAAGCUCUUAGGCCUAUUCGCGAAACCGCAAAGUCAUCCCUCUCAGAAUUGCUUGAAGAAACGAAACGAAAAGCCGCAUCCAUCCAGGUUCUGCCACCGGAUGGCGGGUCUGUGCCUCUUGUCAACGAGGUCAUGAGUUCUUUGAUCACGUUGACCGCUUAUUCUGGACCUCUGGCAUCUAUUUUAACUUCCUUGGGAGAUGGAAACUGGCGCUCUAAUUCUAAUGCUUCGGGUACUGCUCCGUUAGAUGUCAGUCCAGAUAGCUCAACACUUCUAUCACACUUCAUUCUUGACAUGAUCGAAGCCCUUAUGAUUGCCCUGGAGUCUCGGGGUCGGGCAUUCCAUCGCACCAAAGCUGUCCAGGGCGUCUUCCUGUCAAAUAUAUUUUGCAAUGUUGACCGCGCUAUUCGGUCGAAUCCCGAACUAGCACGAUACCUCGGCUCUCCCGACAGUAUCGCACGGAUAGACACCUUUCGCAAGCGCGCUACUUCAACUUAUUUGGAUUCUUGGAAGGAGACUUCGCAGUAUCUGCUUGAUGUGCAAUACACAUCUCGGGGUGCCGGUGCGUCAACUAGACCAACGUCCGGAGGCAUUGUUGAUUCUAGCGCCAUAGUCAAAUCUCUUUCAUCAAAAGAUAAAGACGCAAUUAAGGAUAAGUUCAAGGCGUUCAAUGCAAGCUUCGAUGACCUAGUUUCUCGUCACAAGGCUCUGUAUAUGGAGCGAGAGGUGCGAGGUGUCCUGUCCCGUGAGGUGCAGACUGUGCUGGAGCCAUUGUAUGCGCGUUUCUGGGACCGCUACCAUGAAAUCGACAAGGGAAGAGGCAAUAUUAUCAAAUAUCAUGUGAUGAUAGCCCCUCCGGAUUUAACUCAUAACGUGACUGAUAAGCGGAGCCCCGCUAAGUCUGGCCACCGCAAGCAAAAUUUCCGUCGAUCACGCACACACUCUGCCCCCAAACCUCCUUCUAUUUCUCUUCCUGCCUUUCAAUUCCUUGUGGAACAACGAUGUUUACCAGACCCCUCUCAACUCGCGUUAUGCGAAAACCGUUUCUCCACCUGGAGAAAGCUCUGGCUGUGGCUUGCUGAGUCUGAGAAAGAGCUCGGCUUGUCUAUCUCUGAUGAGGCCAUUGAGCAGAUGAAGGCCCACCUUACCAUCCAGGACGAAGAGUUCAAGGUUGCUGCUGAGGAGGAGAAGCGCCGCAGACACGAUGUCAUGGCCCACGUUCAUGCUUACGGUCAGGUCGCACCCGCUGCUGCUGGCAUCAUUCACUGGGGUGCCACUUCAUGCUACUGCACGGACAAUGCGGAUCUGAUCUUCCUCCGUGACGGCCUCGACAUCCUCAUUCCCAAGCUUGCUGUCGUCAUUGACAAGCUGUCUGCGUUCGCUCAGCAGUACAAGGACCUGCCUUGCCUUGGUUUCACUCACGGCCAGCCCGCUCAGCUUGUUACUGUCGGAAAGAGAGCCUGCCUCUGGAUUCAGGACUUGCUCAUGGAUCUGAGAAACUUGGAGAGGGCCCGUGAUGACUUGCGCUUCCGUGGUGUCAAGGGUACCACCGGUACUCAGGCUUCUUUCCUCCAGAUCUUCGACGGAGACCACUCCAAGGUUGAACAGCUGGACGAGCUUGUUACCCAGAAGGCCGGCUUCGAUUCCGCAUUCAUCAUCUCCAGUCAGACCUAUUCUCGAAAGAUCGACGUUGACGUUGGCAACGCCCUGGGCUCUUUUGGAUCUACCUGCGAGCGCAUCGGCAUCGACAUCCGCCAUUUGGCCAUGCUUAAGGAGGUUGAGGAGCCUUUCGAGAAAGACCAGAUCGGCAGCAGUGCCAUGGCUUACAAGCGUAACCCCAUGCGUUCUGAGCGUCUGUGCUCGCUCGGAAGACACCUCCAGAACCUCCCCAAGGAUGCACUGGACACCUACUCCGCGCAGUGGUUCGAACGUUCUCUGGACGACAGCGCCAUCCGUCGUAUCAGCAUUCCCGAGCUCUAUCUCUCUGCCGAUGCUUGUCUCAUUCUCCUGAACAACGUUACCUCCGGCUUCGUUGUCUACCCCGAAGUCAUCAAGCGUCGUGUCAAUGACGAACUUCCCUUUAUGGCCACUGAAAACGUCAUCAUGGCCUGCGUCAAGAAGGGCCUCUCCCGCCAGGACGCCCACGAGGAGAUCCGUGUCCUCUCCCACCAGGCAGCAGACAAUGUCAAAAAGCAUGGCAAGGACAACGACCUGCUCGAGCGUAUCCGCCGCACCGCAUUCUUCAACCCCAUCCUGGGCGAACUCGACACCCUCCUCGACCCUAGCACCUUCGUCGGCCGUGCCCCCCAGCAAGUCGAGAAGUUCACCUCCACUGAGGUCAAGAAGGCCCUCGAGCCCUAUGCCGCUGCCGUUGCCAAGGCUGAGACCUCUACGCUUAGCGUUUAA